AGGAGGGCGCUACGAGACGAACAAGCCUUCAAUUCGGCGGGCCGCCUCUGAUGGCGAUCCGUCUCUCUGACCGGUCGCCAGUGACCUCUGUGUCCCCUUCUUCCCGCAAUCCCUGGCCUCGCACCAACCCAAGGCCUCGCAGAUAAGCAUGACACCACGGCAGCGCACAUCAUCCAUGGUGGACCUCGACUGCUGCUGAAUCAGCUGGCCGGUAGCCGGAGCCUGGAGGUGGUCCUCGGAGUUUGCCAUGGCCGCGACGGCGAGGCUCCGGCGAGCUCGACCUCGCGGCGUGCUCGGGCUCGUGUCGGCGCUGCUCGUCUGCGGCGCUGCGGCGUACGCGCCGGAGGACAACUACCUCGUCAGCUGCGGCUCCUCGCUGGACACGCCCGUGGGCCGGAGGCUCUUCCUCGCCGACGACGGCGGCUCCGGCUCCGGCGCGGUCACCCUGACGUCCCCUCGCAGCGCCGCGGUGAAGGCCUCGCCGGACCUGGUGUCCGGCUUCCGCGACGCCGCGCUGUACCAGAACGCCAGGGUCUUCUCCGCGCCUUCAUCAUACUCGUUCGCCAUCAGGCGCCGCGGCCGGCACUUCCUCCGCCUCCACUUCUUCCCCUUCGUGUACCGGAGCUACGACCUCGCCGCCGCGGCCAGGGCGUUCAAGGUGUCCACGCAGGACGCCGUGCUGCUCGAGGACGGCGUCCCGGCGCCCGAGCCCGGCAACGCGUCGACGUCGUCGUCGCCCCAGCCGGCGCGCGUGGAGUUCCUCCUGGACGUCGCGCGCGACACGCUCGUGGUCUCGUUCGUGCCGCUCGUCGACGGGGGCAUCGCCUUCGUCAACGCCGUCGAGGUCGUCUCCGCGCCCGACGGCCUCGUCGCCGACGCCGCCGAGUCGUCGACGGGCCGGCCAGAGCCCAUCCCCGCCGCGCUGCCGCUGCAGACGGCCUACCGCCUCAACGUGGGCGGCCCGGCCGUCGCGCCCGACGACGACGCGCUCUGGCGAGAGUGGACCACCGACCUGCGAUUCCUCUCCCAUUCCGUGGCCGACGCGGUGACUCGGGAGGUCCGCUACAACGGGACGCUGAACCGCCUGCCCGGGCAAGCGACGGCGACCGACGCGCCGGACGUCGUCUACGCCACGGCGAGGGAGCUCGUGAUCAACAGCAGCUCAUUCGACGGGCAGAAACAGAUGGCGUGGCAGUUCGACGUCGACGCCAGCUCCAGCUACUUCAUCAGGUUCCACUUCUGCGACAUCGUCGGCAAGGCUCCCCACCAGCUCCACAUCAACGCCUACGUCGACGACGCCAGUCACGCCACCGUGCUGACGGACCUUGACCUCGCCGCCGUCGGCGAUGGUGCGCUGGCGUUCCCGUACUACAAGGACUUCGUGUUGCCUGCUAGCGAAGCCUCCGGGAAACUCGCCGUCCAUGUUGGCCCUCUGGCAAAUAAGAUCGUGAUGCCCGCUGCCAUCCUCAAUGGGAUUGAGAUCAUGAAGAUGCACCUGAGCGCCGGCUCCGUCGUCGUCGUCGAGCCGGCGGCGGGGGCAGCCAAGUCGCGUUUCGCCGUCCCUCUUGGCUCCGUGUGCGGAGCGCUCGCUUUCGUGUCCAUCGCCGUUGCUCUCGCCAUUGUCCUCAGGAAGAAGAGGAAGAAGGAGGGGGAGGAAGAGGAGGAAAGUGAUAAGAAGCAGCCGACGCCGACGCAGAGCCAGUCGUCCACGCCAUGGAUGCCACUCCUCGGCCGCCUCAGCGUUCGCGGCGCCAUUGCGUCAGGGUCGUCAAGCUUCACUACUGCCGGUAACAUUCCGGGAGCCAGCCCCAGGGCUGCCGCCGCGGUGAUGCCGAGCUACCGUUUCCCGCUCGCCGUGUUGCAAGACGCGACGCGCAACUUCGACGACAGCCUGAUCAUCGGAGAGGGAGGGUUCGGCAAGGUGUACGGCGCCGUGCUCCAGGACGGCACUAAGGUCGCCGUGAAGCGCGCGAGCCCGGAGUCGCGGCAGGGCGCGCGGGAGUUCCGCACGGAGAUCGAGCUGCUGUCCGGGCUGCGCCACCGCCACCUUGUGUCGCUCGUCGGAUACUGCGACGAGCGGGAGGAGAUGAUCCUGCUGUACGAGUACAUGGAGCGCGGCUCGCUGCGGAGCCGGCUGUACGGCCGCGGCGGCGCGGCGCCGCUGAGCUGGGCGCAGCGGCUGGAGGCGUGCGCCGGCGCGGCGAGGGGCCUCCUUUACCUGCACACGGCCGUGGACAAGCCGGUGAUCCACCGCGACGUCAAGUCGUCCAACAUCCUGCUGGACGGCGACCUCACGGGCAAGGUGGCCGACUUCGGGCUGUCCAAGGCCGGGCCGGUGCUGGACGAGACGCACGUCAGCACGGCGGUGAAGGGCAGCUUCGGGUACGUCGACCCGGAGUACUGCCGGACGAGGCAGCUGACGGCCAAGUCCGACGUGUACUCGCUGGGCGUCGUGCUGCUGGAGGCCGUCUGCGCGCGGCCCGUCGUCGACCCGAGGCUGCCGAAGCCCAUGUCGAACCUGGUGGAGUGGGGGCUGCACUGGCAGGGCAGGGGCGAGCUGGAGAAGAUCGUGGACCGGCGCAUCGCCGCCGCGGCGAGGCCGGCGGCGCUGAGGAAGUACGGCGAGACGGUGGCCAGGUGCCUGGCGGAGCGCGGCGCCGACCGGCCGGCCAUGGAGGACGUGGUGUGGAACCUGCAGUUCGUGAUGCGGCUGCAGGAGGGCGACGGCCUGGACUUCUCCGACGUGAGCAGCCUCAACAUGGUGACAGAGCUCACGCCGCCACCUCGCCGUCAGAGAAGCGCGGUUGAUAGCGACGGCCUGGACCUCUCCGACGUGAGCAGCCUCAACAUGGUUACAGAGCUCACGCCGCCACAAACCGGCAGCGUGGAGGGAGACGGCGUAGCCGACGACGAUUUCACCGAUGCAUCCAUGAGAGGGACCUUCUGGCAGAUGGUCAAUGUCCGCAGCAGAUGAACCCAUAUGGCCUUAUAUGAGAAGAUGAUGGUGUUUUUUGUACGUCCCUGAGGAGAGUGGAUGAUGGAAAAGAUUGUUUCCCUUCCCAUCUUUCAAAGGACAAAUACUACAAGCAUUUUCGACCAUGUAGCACGAUAAAGAUGAGAAAUUAAGCACAAGAAGAUUAUUUGAAACUGCAAAA
Molecule: messenger RNA, 3155 nt
Organism: Triticum urartu
Lineage: Eukaryota; Viridiplantae; Streptophyta; Magnoliopsida; Poales; Poaceae
Source: RefSeq, a predicted model, not a curated record